Messenger RNA from Penicillium daleae, 3090 nucleotides. Its product is annotated as ankyrin repeat domain-containing protein. NCBI's taxonomy places the organism in Eukaryota, Fungi, Ascomycota, Eurotiomycetes, Eurotiales, Aspergillaceae. Bases 1 to 3090 code for a protein of 1029 amino acids. Gene Ontology annotation, molecular function: protein binding. The record is from RefSeq and is a predicted model, not a curated record. The transcript is spliced from 3 exons.
AUGAGCUUCGGCUUCAGCAUCGGAGACUUUCUCACCCUCUUCGAGCAAGCCAACAAGCUUCGAAAACGAUUUGUUGAUGCGCCAGCACAGUUUGAUGCGCUCUCCGAGCAGUACGUAACUAGAGUUCGCAACCUCUCUAUCGUGGUACAUGAUGAAGAUCUCUCCUUGACCAACGCAGUGCUCGACAACCAGCUGAAGGACGAUAUACGCAAGAUAGCGACCAGCUGUGGAAAUGUACUUGCCGAAAUUGAAAGAACACUUGAGCGAUACCAAGACAUAGAUACGGGUCAUGGUGUCAAGAAGGCCUGGAAACGACUGAGAUGGGAUCAGGAUGAAAUCCGGGAUCUUCAGGACCGGGUUUGCCACAACAUCAACCUCCUCAAGGGCAUCAAUGGCCGCAUCACCCGCGACAACGUCGUAGAAUUGCUGGAGCACCAGAAAGUUGCGCAGCAUCAGGCUUGUCUGGACUGGUUAUCGUCUACGGGUUAUGCAGAAGUGCAAAGUGAGUAUGUCAGUCAGCGUCAGCCAGGCACUGGGGAAUGGCUUCUUGAAUCGUCCAAGUUUCAGGACUGGGUAUCGAAACCUGGAGCGACGCUGUUUUGCCCUGGUAUUCCUGGAGCGGGAAAAUCGAUUCUGGCAUCUAUGAUGAUCGAAGAGUUGAACAUUCGCUACGAAAAUGACUCUAGUGUUGGCAUUGCAUAUUUCUUCUGCAGCUUCCAGACGCAUGACGAUCAGAGCCAAAAGAUAGAGAGCUUGCUUGCUUGUCUUCUGCGACAGCUAGCCCAUAAUUUGCCGCAAAUCCCUGAAAGUCUCAAAAGUUUGUAUCAGAAAUACAAGAGUCGGGGGACGCGACCGUCGCUUGACGAAUACUUCGCGAGCAUAAGAUUCACUCUGACUCGGCUUUCGCGGGCUUAUAUUGUCAUUGAUGCACUAGAUGAAUGCCAUUUCUCCACGAUAGCACGGCUUUUGGAUAUAAUAUUGGAGCUUCAGUCGCCAAGCAAUCUCAACCUUUUGGCAACUUCGAGAUUGAUUCCGGAGAUAACCGUUAGGUUUAAGAACAAGCCGACUUUUGAGAUUCGUGCCGCUAUGCCAGAUGUGAUUGAGUAUCUCAGGGGCAAUUUAAGCAUGCUACCUUCAUUCGUAUCGCGGAAUCCACAAUUACAAGAUGAUAUUGUUCACAAAAUUACUGAUGCUGCUGAUGGAAUGUUCCUUCUUGCACGACUUAUGCUAGAAUCUUUGCAACACAAGUCGUCGCCGAGGAAACUGAAACAGGAGCUCAGCGAUUUGACAAGCGUUGCUAGUCACUACAACAUUGCAUACGAUACCGCAUACGAUAAAGCCAUGGAACGAAUUCAAGGUCAAGUCCCAGACCAGCGAGAGCUAGCCGAAGAAGUUCUAUCGUGGAUAACCUGUGCAAAAAGACCGCUCACAGCCAUGGAGCUGCGAAAUGCACUAGCAGUGGAGCUGGGCGAGUCAGAAUUCUACCAGGACAAUAUGCCUGAUUUGGAAGACAUUGUAUCCGCAUGUGCGGGCCUGGUCACAACAGUAGCACGUUCUUCGGGCGACGUGAUCAGAUUGGUUCACGCCACGGCAAAGGAGUAUUUCGAGAGAAAGUGGACGACCUGGUUUCCGGAUGCACACAGCCGGAUCGCUACAACAUGUGUGACUUAUCUAUCCUUUGAUAUCUUCGAUGAAGACAUCUGCUCCAGCCAGACAAAUUUCGAAGCACGACUCCACACAUAUCCUCUGUACUCGUAUGCAAGUAUGAACUGGGGGCAUCACGCUCGCAAUCAACCGAUAGAGGAGAGUUUAUUGCUUGAUUUUCUUGGAAACAAACUCAAAGUCAAUGCUUGCGUCCAAGGACUCUUCUACAUCGGUGGUUACUUCACCCACAGUGGAUAUAACCGGAACGUGCCUCCAGGAUUCACGGGAUUACAUCUAGCUGCAUACUUUGGGCUACUGAGCGUGGUUAGUUGCCUCCUAAAGAAUUAUCCGGAUCUUGCUUCAACCAGGGACUCGAUGGGCCGAGUGCCCCUGGCUUGGGCAGCAUACAAUGGUCAUACCGAAUUGGUAGAGUUCUUCAUGAACCACGGGGUUGGUACAAGCCUCAAAGACGAGACCGGCCGGACACCAAUAUCAUUGGCAGCUUCGAUGGGCCACCUUGAAGUUGUCAAUUGCUUUUUACAGCAACAUGUCGACCCAAAUUCGAGAGACACCGAUAGCCGAACCCCUCUCUCAUGGGCAGCUUAUCGAGGUCACCAUAAAAUCGUCAAAUCUCUUCUUGAAAGGGGUGCAGACCCCGAGGCCAGAGAUGAAUUUGGCAGAACACCGCUUCUAUGGGCAAGCUACGAGGGCUGGGUUGAGGUGGUCGAGCUCCUGCGGGUGAGAGAUGUGAACAUUGAGGCCAGUGAUAGGCUUGGUCGAACUGCACUCUCGUGGGCAUCAGAGAAUGGACACAUGGUUGUGGUAAAGCUCCUGCUGGAAAAAGGUGCUCGACCUGACUCUAAAGACGCAGAAGGUCGUACGCCUCUAGCCUGGGCUAUCCAAAGUCAGCAAGAGGCAAUAUAUUUGCUUCUAACAGCAGCGGCUCGCUCUGGAGCUGAAGCCUCCCAGUCGCUGGAUUUUCACACAAAGCCCGACCUUGCAUCCGACCAUGUACCUUCCAGGUACCCUGGUUCUUUGGGCAUGGAUAAGAGUCAGGCACCAACCUCAAAGCCCACCGAGAAAAUUCCGAGCGAAACAGACGAUGGACGUUGCUUUCAGUGCCCGUUGUGUAAUCGCUCUUCACUAACGUCAAAUAAACAUGUUCUCCAGAGACAUGUAAGGGACCUGCACUUCCCCCGAUUCAGAUUGGUCUGCCCAGAGUCCAAUUGUACAAGGACAUUCCAAAGGAAAGACAAGUUCGUGAUUCAUAUGAAAGAUCAACAUCAGAAAGAUAUUCAGAGAGAAGAGAUGGAUGCAUGUCAAAGGGAGGAGCCACUUCCAGAGGGUUGCAUCAUCUGCCGGAGGCGGGUCACUUCGUGGGAAGAUUUCUAUACGUGUAUUGAGACGCAUGUUCAGGCGCCAUCUGUAGUUCAAGAGACCUCAUGA